GUGUUAGUUUACGCAUGCGCCAAGACAUUUUAUUGAUAAUCAAAAAAUUUUUCUAUUUAAAUUUAAUUUCAGAUUUUGAUUGAUUGUUUGAUAUAAAAAAUGGUUGAUCUAGCAAGAGAGAGAGCCGAACUCGCUCUAAUAAACGCUGUAAAAACUCCAGUCAUAUAUGAACGAUUCUUAAGAAAACUGCCAUAUCAAUAUGUGAAAGAUAUAGCGAUUUCUAUAUUAAAAGAAAGCAAGAUCAGCAAUAUUCUGACGGAAGAUGACUUGAAAUUUAAAAUUGACACAUUUGAAGAAAAAGUUCAACUUUUACAGAAGAUCAUUGAAGCAGUUGAAGGUAAAGGUAUAGUUGAUGAGAAGGAUAUCAUUUCUGGAGUAAAUCAUCAGCGAACGUUAGAUUUUUUACUACUACUGACUGGAUUUGCUGUACGGAAGAGGGAAGGAGUCUCUACACAAAAUUUCAAAUCUUUUGUUGAUGAAAUAGAAGCAAUGGGUUAUCAAAGAGCCAGUCAAGUAAAGAAACAAGUACCCAAAACAGUUUUCCUUGGACCAGUGAUGAAAAAUGAAAUAUUUGAUGCAUAUAAUAUAUUUCCUCAAAACAGGAUGCCUUUACAGAGUAUUUUUAAUCAAAGUUCAAUGAAUCCUUUAUGGCAAAACAGGGAACCCAAUGAAAUAAAUGAGAUAUCUAUCCUUGAUAUUAAAGAUAUAGAUUUUUUAAACGACUACUUUUUUUGCUUAGCCAAUGAAGUAGUACCUUCAAUUAAAGAAUACGAGACAAUAACGUGGAAACUUCGUAAAGUUUCGCUCCAAAAUUGUCCGAAUGUUACUGAUUGGUCAGUAUUUUGGAUUAAAAAAGCAAAUAAUUCCAUUAGGGAUUGUAGUUUCAAUGAAUGCAAUUCUUUGAGCUAUUGGACAUUUGAAACUUUUGAACAAGCCUCUCAGAGUUCAGUAAUUAUUGGAAAGUCUAAGAAAGGUGGAAAAUCAAAAGUUACUGUUAAUAAAGAACCUCCUGGAGAAUGUAUUUCCUUAACACGUGACUUUUCUCAAGAAGUUAAAGAAAAAUUAAGACCUGUUAAUCCCUAUUUCAAUCCUUAUGCAUCCAAUGAUCUAGAUCUAGAAAAAGAAUUGAAAACGGAACGCAUAAGUAUCAGAAAAGAACCUCAAUUUCGUUGUCGGUUUUUAGAUGAUAAAAAAGCAGUUAUAAUCCAUUUUCAAAGCCUAUAUAAAGACAAUAAAGGAUCAAAUGAUAGAUUAUUCGGAAGAAUUAAUUUCGAAUCUUUAAUAGCAAACAAAAAAAUACAAUAUUGUAAAAAUGUUUUUAACUAUUGGAAAAUAAACAACUGGAAAUUUUACGAUUGUUAUGAGGAUUAUAUACAAUUUAUAUCACUCAAACGAUCACUUCUCGUCAUUCCAUUUAAUUUAGUAUGCGACGAAGAACAUCUUUCCCUUUAUUUGAUAGAUAUAAUUAUUGGACUUUUACAAAUGAACCUCAGUCCGGAAGCGCCACCUGUAAUCAUUUUUGUAGGAUUUGGAACUAAAAUUGACGAAAUCAUAGCUACAUAUUCUUUAGUUUCUAUAAUGCAGUCUAAAAUAGAUGAAUUUAAGAAUACUAUUAAAGAAAAGUCAAGUAUCCAAGAACUUUCAACGCUUGAAUUCAGCGAUCAAAACAAUAUACAUAAUUUAAUGGCUUUAACUCAAUUAUUAUAUGAAUUAAAGUCAAAUAUAGAAAUUGAUAAUUCACUUAUAACUUUUAUUAACCUGGAUAUAGAGAAAAAAGAUCAAGAUUUAGCUAACUAUAUGAAUGUAGCAUUUAAAAGAGUUGUAGAUUUAAAUCCACAGUUUAAGUACACAGAAGAUACUUUAGAUGACUUUAUCGCGUCAAUUAAUAAGAAAGUUAAAAAGAGAGAGGGUUUUUUAAGUAUAACAGAGAUUAUGGAGGCAAACUCUCGUUCAAAUCUAUUUCAUGUCAAUAAAGCAGAUGAGGAACAACAUAAAGUAGUGGAAAUAUGCUCAUUUCCAUAUUUUAAAGUUUUGGAUUUAUGUCAUAUAUUAGGUCAUAUAAUAUUUUUGAAGAGUUUUUUAGACGAACAAUGGUACGUAGCUAGUCCACAAUGGUUUGCAAAUUAUCUACAAAACUUAUAUUCUAUAUCGGAAAUUUGUGGUGAUCAUGUAAAAAUUGAUCAGUUUUUUCUUCGAAAAUCAAUGAAAGUGUGUCAGAAAGCGGAUUGGUAUAGUUCAAAAAAUGCUCCAGGAAAGAUAUUUAGUUAUGUGGAAUUUCUUUUCCGGACGGCUGUAGGAUUAAAACUGCCAAAUUGUGGUUUAUUACUUCCUCUUCAAUUGACAUCCGCUCCAAAGGAAAUGUUCAAGUUGUUAGAGUGUUAUUGGCCUAAAAAUGUAAAGAAAUCCAUUAUGAUUAAAUUUAGUAACACCCGUUGA
This is a messenger RNA of Dimorphilus gyrociliatus, 2436 nucleotides long. The record is from the annotation of a GenBank genome assembly. Lineage: Eukaryota; Metazoa; Annelida; Polychaeta; Dinophilidae.